Messenger RNA from Pocillopora damicornis (cauliflower coral), 863 nucleotides. Its product is annotated as lactadherin. NCBI's taxonomy places the organism in Eukaryota, Metazoa, Cnidaria, Anthozoa, Scleractinia, Pocilloporidae. The record is from RefSeq and is a predicted model, not a curated record.
AUGUUCCGUGUUAUAUUCAUUUUAAUUCUUGCAGCCAGAGUUUUGUACUCCUCAAACCUUGAUUGCCGCGACAAUUCUCUCAGAGUUGAAGAUUUCAAAAGAGUUUCCGGUGGAGGAAUUGUUGCUUCCUCUUGGUUUUCACCGUACUCAGAUUUUGCGCCAUGUCAAGGAAGAUUAAACAACCAGAAAGGAACAUGGUGUUCGAAUCGGCCAGAAAAAGACCCCAGACCGUAUCUUCAGGUCGAGCUUCCUCAGCGAACUCGAGUUUGCGCAGUAGCCACACAAGGAUCAUCUCUAUAUGCAACUGACUACGUAACAAAAUUUGAAAUCCAAACCUCGCUGGAUAAGAGAAACUGGGUAACAUACAAAGAAAAUGGCACGAACAAGAUUUUUAAAGGUAACACUGACGCAAAUUAUAAGCUAAAAACGAACCUCGGUGAACCAGUUCUGGCCAUGUUUGUCCGGUUUGUUGUCAGAGAAUAUAACAACUGGCCGUGCAUGCGCGUUGAGGUCUACGGAGAACCAACUUAUUGCACUGUGAAAACAAAGGACAAUGAAUGUUGUGUGUUCCCAUUCAUGUUCAAAGGAGAGAGAUACUUCACAUGCAUAUCAUACUCGUUUGGCAGAAAAUGGUGUGCGACAACACCCGACUAUGACAAAGAUGCCAAAUGGGGAAAGUGCUGAGCUUUUCUAAUCAAGAAAACUAAAGUAAAGAGCAAGAGGCCGAUGCACUUGCAGUUUCUACAUUUGAAAGAAGAAAACAUUAUUUUUAGAUAGCCUUGUAGCUUUGAAAAGCGUCUUACAUCAUACGUAGGUUUAUCAUUUCAAACACGUAAAGCAAGAGAAUAUGUAUUUAAUAAACA